Molecule: messenger RNA, 701 nt
Organism: Erythranthe guttata (spotted monkey flower)
Lineage: Eukaryota; Viridiplantae; Streptophyta; Magnoliopsida; Lamiales; Phrymaceae
Source: RefSeq, a predicted model, not a curated record
GUAAGUGCAAACACUAUUAUAUCCCCUUCUUUCUACACUUGAAAUUGUGUCCAAAUUUCAUCUAAAAAACCAAACAAAAACUAGAAAAAGAUUAAAGCAAUGGCCCAUUUAGCCCCUUUCACCCCCUCUACGGCUAAACCAUUUGUCUCUACAUUUUCAAGAAAGACACCCAAUUUGGCCUCUCCAAGAUUCCUCAAAGUGUGGGCUUCUUCUUCUAAUCAAGAAGAAACACACAUCCAGAGGAGGAGUAUUGCAUUGGGGUUGGCAAGUGUGGUGUUGGGAUUGAGUAUCGGUGGUGGAAAUGCAAAGGCGGCGGCAAGGCGGCCGCCGCCACCUCCGCCGAAGGAGAAAAAAGACCCAAAUAUGAAUGGUGUUUUAGCAAAAGUUCUGGCCAGCAAGAAGAGGAAAGAAGCCAUGAAAGAAUCCAUAGCCAAGCUUAAAGAAAACGGCAAGCCCGUUCAAGGUCCGUCUCAAUAGAGGCACUUUAUCGGAAUUUUGUUAACUCGUCGAGCCCGUUUUGGUCAUUUUGAAAAAUUGUGUAGAAUCGCAUCAGUUCAUCCUCAUUGUUUCAGUUUAAGUUGAUGUAGCACAAACAUGACUUAUGUGGCAAAAGAAUGAAAAGGAUAAACUGAUUCUGUAGUUUGAAGAAUUGUUACCGUCGAUUUUUGUAUUUGGACGUACAACAUUUUGAUUUUCGUGGA